Triticum aestivum (bread wheat) is the source of this 1212-nucleotide messenger RNA. RefSeq lists its product as uncharacterized. The record is from RefSeq and is a predicted model, not a curated record. NCBI's taxonomy places the organism in Eukaryota, Viridiplantae, Streptophyta, Magnoliopsida, Poales, Poaceae. The transcript has 4 exons. The coding region runs from base 160 to 1212 and encodes 350 amino acids.
UACAGCAAUCUCAACGACCCCAUCCCUCCCCCCACAAGAACUGCGACGGCGGAUGGCGGCGGGGAAGACGUCGUGGAGGUGAGCCCUCCGCCGUUCAAAAUCCGCAAGCUGGGCGCUCCGGGUACGAGUUCAAUUGUCGCUGAGGAUCAGAGUGAGGCCAUGGCUGCCAGAGAAGGCAAGAUUGGCGAGCGGAUGGAUCCGGAUGGGGCCAUUGAGUCGAUGGCUGCCAGAGGCGGGCAUGUGGAUACAGAGAUGACCCAAUUCAAGUGCGGCGAGGUUGCGGAUGAUGAGCUUCACAAGGACGAGAUGAACGGAGGCAAAUCAAAUCAGCAGAUCAAGAACAAGAUGACCCUGGAGGAGAUGGACCUAGGCAAAUCAAACUCCAUCAUCUCCGAGCAGGAGAUCAAGGAGCUCUGUACGCAGAUGGACGAGAUGGUCGCUUUUAUGAAUUACAGGAUCAUACCAUCAGCCCCACUCAUCUGCAGCAGCACCAAGGAGACGAAAGAUGAAGACAAGGCGCCGCAGUCGGGGAUCGACGGCAUCUUACAGCGGCUAGCUGAUGUGCGGCACGACAUGUCCAAGCUCAAAUCGGAACUGGCCCCUUUCUGGCACGAAUACCCAUAUGAGAAGAAGUCGGAGCUGACUCCGGAGGAGGAGAGGGAGAAGAGGAUCAAGUCCUGGCAGGAGUAUCAGAAGCUGGACAACAAGGAGAAGGCCAGCAAGGAGAUGGAGUUCGACGUGAGCGACUUCGAGGGCUACUGUCAAGGCAUGACAGCUUUAGUUGAACACUUCAAAUACACAACCUUAGUGAGCCCCAUGCACUUUACACACUACACGCCGAGACAGAUCCCACACCAUCUUGCUUCCAACAAGAUCACCUUGCAGAUCUUCUCCUUCAAAAUUGCCAACAUUGAUUUGUACCUGCAAUGGCCACUCCUGGAAUGGCCACUCAAAGUGUACGGCCUCAUCGCUGCACGAGACAGUGUGGAUCACAGACGCAAUUAUCUCUUCUUACGGGAAAGGGACAAUUUCCAAGAGAUCACCCAAGAAAUUCUUCAGAAAUCAGAAAUGUCGAUGCAGAUCAAAGGGAAGAAGACAAGGUGGUUACCACAAAUUGCAUCUGGACACUUGGAUGCAGAGCUGAAUGAGACUGUGAGGCAGCAAGCUGUUGCGGGAUUGUAUGGCUCACUUAUAUUACCUCAGGACAUCUAG